AAUUACUUCUUUGUUGCCUUUUCCAUUAAAAUGUUUGUUUUUCAUGUCACAGGCCACAUGUUAGUGCUUCCUAGCUAGGCUCGCCUUUAACUUACUUUUGUUUAUUCCAUUAGAAUAAUAAUAAUGAAAGAGCUGUCACCUUCUUCAUUUCCACUCUCUCAACCUCUCCUUCUUCUUCUGCUUAUUGUUAUCAUUUUCUUCCACCUCGGCGGCUUCUCAAUUCAAGAAAUCGCCAAUCAUCUUCAACUUUGGGUACUCUAAUUCCGACACCGGUGGACUUGCAGCGGGUCUUGGCUUUCCUCCACUAUCUUCUCUCUAUGCAAGUAGACCUGUUCAAUAGACAGGUUGAUAUUUUUCAAUAUAUCUAUACUAUACAAUAGAAAUCUAAGAUGCUUCAUCCAUUAUUUUGGAAUCAUAUCUUUAUUGAUUAUUUAUUAAAAAAAAAAAGUAACUGGAAUUUUAUUGUAAUCAUAGAGCGUGUAUGAUAUUUGUAGUAACUGCCUCUUCAAGAGUACCAUACCCGUUUGACCAAAGCAAUGCAUUGCUGCAAUUCAAGAACUCCGUAUCCAUAAGCAUGCCUGAGCCUACAGAUUAUUUAGAGAGAUAUCCAAAGACAAAUUCAUGGAAAGAAGGUACAGAUUGCUGCUUAUGGGAUGGUGUCAGCUGUGAAUUAGCUACUGGUUAUGUUAUUGAGCUCGAUCUUUCUUCCAGUCCGCUUUGCGGUAACUUGUAUCCCAAUAGUUCUCUUUUCGCUCUUCAUCAUCUUCAAGUAUUAGAUCUCUCUAAUAACAAUUUUAAAGGCUCUAAAAUUCCUUCUCAAUUUGGCCAUUUGUUGAGUCUGACACACCUUUCUCUAGGCUUUUCAAAUUUUACUGGCCAAGUUCCAUUAGAGAUAAGCCAAGUAAUUAAUUUGGUUUCUCUUGAUCUUAUUCGCGAGACCGAUGGUGAUCCCUUAGAAAUGACUGCUGCUGGUCUUAACAACCUUGUUCAAAACUGAACCAAAUUGCAGGUUUUGGACUUGUCCUAUGUAAACCUGUCUUUGGUUUCACCUAAUUCCUUCAUCAAUUUGUCAUCUUCUUUGUCAAGGCUCAGCCACAGUUAGUGUGGCUUGAAAGGAAAAUUUCCAACUAAUAUAAUUCAGAGACCCAAACUCAUAGAGCUUCAAUUGAUCGAUGAAGGCAUCACUGGCUCUUUUCCAAUGUCAAAUUGGAGUCUUUCACUCAGAUCAUUGGCCCUUGGUUUGACUAAAAUUCCAAUAUAUUUGGAAAAUGAAUUUUUCAACAGUCUGAAGUUAUUGGAAGAGCUAACACUCAUGAAUUGCAAUUUUAUUGGGUCUAAUCUUGAGUUGUUUGGUAAUUUAUCCAAACUCUCUAUUUUGAUCUCUCAGACAAUGAAUUCACUGGUCAAAUUCCAUCUUCCAUUGGAAAUCUCAACAAACUCUUGUUCUUGGACCUUUCAUAUAGUAGCUUUAGUGGUUCAAUUCUUUCCACAUUUGCAAACUUGAUCCGGCUAGAAAUAUUGCUUUUGCAUCGUAAGAGUUUUAUUGGGCCAAUUCCUUCCGUAUUUGCAAACUUGACCAAGCUAUCGGUAUUU
Messenger RNA from Jatropha curcas, 1593 nucleotides. Lineage: Eukaryota; Viridiplantae; Streptophyta; Magnoliopsida; Malpighiales; Euphorbiaceae. The record is from RefSeq and is a predicted model, not a curated record.